AUGGCGACCUCUCUCGCCAUUCCGCUCUCUACACACACCUUCCGGCAGCCUCAAAAACUCAUAAACAAAAAUGAAGACCUCACCCAUUUCCUCCAAUCAAAAGCUCACCAUCUUAUCGUCUCGUAUAUCCAGCACUUUUCAGACGCGUUAACGCCAACGGGGUCGGAUACCAAUUCCACAGAGUCUCGAUAUGCAAAUUCGCCAGCCAUAGUCGUCUCCCAGCCCGUCAGCCAGAUCGUCGAACUACUGGCUACCAUAGAAGCUAUAAUAGAUGAAGUCCCACCCGUUGAAGGGCCCAGAAGAUUUGGAAAUGUGGCGUUUAGGGCUUGGUUUUUGACGGUAGAACAGAGGUCACCCGAGCUGCUGCGAAAGUAUUUACCGGAUAGUAUCGUAAACACACCGGCAAAGGAAGACGGUGUCUCUGCUCUUGAAGAACUUCAGGUAUACCUGCUUGGUGGAUUCGGAAGUGCGCAAAGACUGGAUUAUGGAACCGGGCAUGAACUUUCGUUCUUUGCGUUUUUGUGUGGGAUUUGGGUGCUCGGUGGGUUUGAACCUGGGAGGGAUGAGUUAGCUUUGAUGUUCAAGGCUUUCGAUGCGUACUUGGCAAUCAUAAGAAAGCUAGUCUUGACCUACAGCCUUGAACCGGCAGGUUCUCACGGAGUAUGGGGACUGGACGAUCAUUCCUUCCUACCAUACAUAUUCGGGUCAGCACAGCUUGCUGCUACACCUGAAGGAAUGGGUCCUCCCGCUCCCGGAUCGAUUGUCGAGGCAAAUACAGUAGAACGCGAGAGAAACCGAAAUAUGUAUUUCGGCGCCAUCGGGUUCAUCAGAGAUGUAAAGAAAGGCCCGUUCUGGGAACAUAGCCCGUACCUAUACGAUAUCAGCGGGGCCAUCGGCGGUUGGAAGAAGAUCAACUUGGGAAUGAUGAAGAUGUAUGCUGCAGAAGUACUUGGGAAGUUCCCAGUAGUUCAGCACUUCCCCUUCGGCUCGAUCUUUUCGUGGGAUCUCGUCGAGGGCGCAAAACUACCACCCGGGUUCCCAUCAUUUAGUGCCACAGCCGCAGCGUCAUCUUCAACAAUGCCUCCACCAACCCUCCUUCCAGGUGGUGGUGAGGAAGGAGGUACAAAAGCUCCAUGGUCAACCCUCCCAUCCGACCCCCCUAAAAAUCUAUCAGCAAUUCCUCCAACGACAAGGAUGCGAGCCUCAACCCCUAUCUCUCAAUCAAAUCUUGCGAAUAGAGUUCCAGUCUCUUCCCUCCGAGGUCCACCUAUGGGAAUGCCUCCUCCCUCCCGUCCAAAUAAUACCACCCCACCACAUAAUAUUACGCUUAACCCAGAAACUACAACAACUGUUCCGGUGCCUGGUGGGUUCGCACCCGCAAUCGGUGGGAUAGCUGUUACUACAGCUCCAUGGGCUAAGCCUCCUACCGGGCCCUCGGGAUUUGGAAAGGGAAGUGGAGGUGGUGAGGCGGUGGGGCGAGAUCCCACUUCUCCGGAUUCAGUGACAGGGGUUGAUGCGCCGGUACGGAGGGUUAGAAGUGGUAGUGUGACUGUUGGGGAGACGGGGAGCUUGGCUGGAGGGAAGGUGGUUGAAUAUACAAACAGUCAUAAUCAAGAUAAGGAGGAAGAGAAAUAG
Molecule: messenger RNA, 1635 nt
Organism: Orbilia oligospora ATCC 24927
Lineage: Eukaryota; Fungi; Ascomycota; Orbiliomycetes; Orbiliales; Orbiliaceae
Exons: 3
Coding region: 1-1635 (544 amino acids)
Biological process (GO): mitotic spindle organization
Cellular component (GO): cytoplasm; protein phosphatase type 2A complex; nucleus
Molecular function (GO): peptidyl-prolyl cis-trans isomerase activity; protein tyrosine phosphatase activator activity
Source: RefSeq, a predicted model, not a curated record